Messenger RNA from Laccaria bicolor S238N-H82, 3585 nucleotides. RefSeq lists its product as uncharacterized. The record is from RefSeq and is a predicted model, not a curated record. Lineage: Eukaryota; Fungi; Basidiomycota; Agaricomycetes; Agaricales; Hydnangiaceae. Bases 1 to 3585 code for a protein of 1194 amino acids. Gene Ontology annotation, molecular function: nucleic acid binding. The transcript is spliced from 6 exons.
AUGGCCCCGAGAGGAGGUAGACAUCGCGGUGGACGCGGACAACCCCAAACGAGCCCUCGUGGUGCUGCUGCUGGUGGAUCGCCUUAUCGCGGCGGCGGCAAGGGAAGAGGAAACAUGCCAGUACCAGGAUCGAGUUUCGUUGAAGAAGAGCUGGCUUUCACUGCUAGGAUGAUGAGUCAAGAUGGACCGCAAAAUAGAGGAACACCUACUAGAGGCGGACGUGGAGGAGGAGGAGGAAGAGGGACUCCACAGCGGUCUGGGGCGAAUACGCUCCGUGGUCGUGGUGGGACGAAUACACCCCGUGGCCGUGGUGGGGCGAAUACACCCCGCAAUGGUCGUGGUACUCCCAACCCCACCCGAGGACGAGGCUUUGGCAUUGGCACUUCACCACGCGGAGAUGCCAAAACUCCAAAUAACUAUUACGACCCAAGUCCCAACGGAAACUACAAGAACACUAACAACACACUCUCAACCCUCUUAUACGCCUCCAGACCCCUCCUCCGUCCCGUCAUCUUCGUACCCUCCGUACUAACGAAGAUAUUGUUUGAGGAGGAAGCAGGCGAGGAGCUGUUGAAGGCUGCCGUUCAGCCUGAUGAGGACAGAGAUACACAACAAAAUAACGCACCAACAGCAGAUAAAGUGUUUCGUGUAUUCAGCGGGGCGAACUUUCCCCCUCCUCCUCCCUCGUCUUCUGGAGAGGAGGAAGACGAAGGAAGAGAGGAUGAUAUUGAAGAAGUCGAUUUUAAGGAUAUGGGCAAACUCUUAGAGUCGCUUGUCGUCGCUACCACCACCACCACUUCAUCCCAACCCUCCAACUACUCCUCCUCGCGUGUGAAUGAAAAACAGGAGGUGUUUACGGGGCGCUUUACCAACACCAACACCCACGCACCGCAGAAUCUUGACAAUGGAGGUGGGGACAAGGAAACGGUGCUAGAAAUCGACUUUACCGAAUUGGACAAGUUGACGUUGGUAGAGGGGGGUAUGGGUACUCCGUCAAAUUUGGACGUGCUUGGUCGGGAGAACGGGUUGAUUGUGGAUUCGAUGCGGGAGUCUGACAUGGAUAUGAAUGACGUGGUUACCCAGAGCAGCGAGGGCGUCACCAUCCAGGACGAGAGCACCGUCAUUCAAGAAGAAAACACGGUUUCUGCGCAAAACGAUGCUGUUUCAAAUUAUGGCUCCAUGCACGUUGAUGAAUCGGUUGAUGCGGGGUCCUUGAGCACCAGAUUCACGGGUGGAAGCACCACUGUCUCUUCCAGUACGGUCUGUUCGAAUGAACACACCACGGCGUUCUUGAGCGAAAGCACAAAGAGGGAAAGGAGCAUUGCUACGGUUGAAGCAUGUGUCGCGGUCGAAGAGCAACUGGAACCCGUGGCGAAACCUUCCGUAGAUCAAGGAAGCGUAUUUGCAGAGGACUCAAAUGUCCUUCACGCACACAUCGUCGCGGACACAUCCAUCGAAGUGGAAUCGACGACGACGGAAAUUCUUGACGUGCAGAUAACACCAAACUUGAUAAGUACUAUGGAUGUGGAUACUACAACUACCACGCCAAGGCCACCUCCAGCAGAACCCGGUCAGAACAUAUUCUUCGUCGACGUCGUUCCUGAACCUGUGGCUGGGAGUGAACUCCCAGCACAGCCCCUAUCCAUACCAGAUGACGAUGACUCGGACGAGAUUAUCGUCUACGUGGCUCCCCAUCCGCGGGUGAAACUUACUACGCACACACAAAAGGCGCAAGAGGAAGAAAAAGAAAAAGACACAUCGCGGUUUGAGCCGUACGUUGGACUCUCUCAAACGACCAUUAUAAACGAGUCCUCUUUCCCAUUGGCGUCUACGUCCUCCUCUUCCUCCUCCACAACCCAACCACAACCACAACCACAACCACAAACUCCCAACAAAGCCAAAAAUAAAGCAACCACAGAGAGACUACGCGUCCCACCCGUCACCACACCCCGCCAAGCAAAAGCGUUCAAAGCAAAGGAGAGGAAAAGACUCAAAAAGCGCGCUGGUGGUGGUGGUGGUGGUGGGUUCAGUGUAUACGGAGCUAUGAUGUCCGAGGCGCAGCUUUUCAUUGGAAGCGGAAAGGACAUGAAGAAGGCUUCGAGGCGGAGGGGUGAUUCGGAUUUGGAUUGGGGGGAUACUAGUGGUGAUGAUGAUGCGGGAGAGGAGGAGGAGUUUAUGUCGUUUGCGGAUGUUCAGAAGCCUACAGGGAAGGGGAAGGGGAAGCAGCGGGCGGAGGAGGAGGAGGGAGGUGCUGAGGGGAUGGAGGUUGAUGAUUUGGAUGUGGACGCUAUGAAACGUUUUGUUGGUGGGCUGUUGGGGAAAGACGCGGGGAGGUUCGUUACGGCGGAUGAUAUUCGGGAUGAGGAGAGGAUGAGGGAUGAGGAUGAGGAUGAGGAGCUUCGUAGUUUGGGUAGUGGGAGUAGCGAAGAUGACGAGGAAGUGGAAGAGAUGUUUAAUGUUGAAGAGGGGAUGUUGAUCUCUGAGGGUGCUGCCGCUGCUCUGGGAGAAGAUGCUAGUGAUGAAGAUGACAGUGAUGAUGAGGACGAGGACGAAGAACAAACACCACGGACGAGUUUCCAAGCUCGACUUGAGCGGUUGAGGGAAAGGGCGAGGGGGAAGAGGCCGGCUGAUGCGUCUUUUGAUGAUAGGAGUGAUGAUGAUGAAGAUGUGUUGGAUCGGAAUAUGACGUGGGCGGAGGAGGAUGAUGAUUUUAUUGAGGAGAUUCAGAACAUUCUCGAUAAGAAUGAAGAUAUUUUACAAGGCAGGAAUAGGAAGGAGAGGAGGAAGCUGUUUACAGCCAUUCGAGAUGGCACCUUUGACUAUGAUGACGAUCUUGAGGGGUUCAGUCCAGCUAAACGAAAGAAAGAUAAACGCAACAGCCUCCCAACAGCUCUCCAAGCCCAAUGGGACAAAGACCGGCAAAGGAAAGCAGAACGCAAAGAAGCGCGAGCACUCGAACGGCUCCUGCAAGCCUCCGACCCCCUUUCCCAAAAGAAAGGCGGCAAGAAAGGUCGUAAAGCUAUGAGACUCGCCGCAGGGCUCGAUCCUACGAUCAACGUCCUCCCGAAUAGGAUCAUCGACAUGACGACGCUCGUCCAGCAGAUCCGGAGGUUCGUUGCUGAUAUUGGGGGCCGUGAUUCGAUGAGCCUGCCGCCUACGAACAAGGAGACGAGGAAGAAUGUGCAUGAGUUGGCGCUGGCUUUCAAUUUGAAGAGUUUGAGUAAGGGGAAAGGAGAUUCGAGGUAUAUAACGUUGACGAAGACGAGUCGGACGGGGUGGGGCGUUGAUGAGAAGAAGGUUGGGAGAAUUGUGAGGAGGGCUGGGGGGGCUGGGGGGGAUAGAGGUGGUGGAGAGUUUGUUUAUGGAGGAGGGAGGGGUGGUGGUGCUGGGAAAGUGCCAAAGCACAAGGAGGGAGAUGAGGUUGGUAAGGCUGCCCCCAAGAUCAGCGAGGCGAACAUUGGGUUCCGGAUGCUGGCUAUGAUGGGCUGGUCGGAGGGGGAUCGGAUUGGUGUUUCGGGCGGUUUGGACGCGCCUUUGACUGCCAUUAUCAAGACUACAAAGUUGGGCUUGGGUGCUACCAAGUGA